Molecule: messenger RNA, 1854 nt
Organism: Dioscorea cayenensis subsp. rotundata (Guinea yam)
Lineage: Eukaryota; Viridiplantae; Streptophyta; Magnoliopsida; Dioscoreales; Dioscoreaceae
Product: beta-glucosidase 12-like
Exons: 14
Coding region: 144-1682 (512 amino acids)
Biological process (GO): carbohydrate metabolic process
Molecular function (GO): beta-glucosidase activity
Source: RefSeq, a predicted model, not a curated record
UACCAGUGUCUCCAUCACACUCUUCCUUUUCCCAUUCUUCUGCCUUUAAGUUUACCAUUGUCUGUAGUAUACUUGGCAUUUGAGACGUUGUUGGUCGAGCCGGACGGUGAGGGCUGCCGGAGGAGGCAUUAAGGUCACGGCCCAUGCUGUGUUCUGCUUCUUGUUUGUUCAUCAUGGCUGAGAAAGGACACUCUCUUCUAUUCUUCUUCUUCUUCUUGCUUGCAUUGCUGGUUGGAGCUGUGGCUGGGCUCAACCGGAGCAGUUUUCCGGCAGGCUUCAUCUUCGGGACUGCCUCCGCGUCCUAUCAAUAUGAAGGUGCUUGGAAUGAAGAUGGCAGGGGCCCGAGCAUAUGGGACACCUUCACUCACAUGCAUCCAGAGAAAAUAGCAGACCGAAGUAACGGUGAUGUUGCCGUCGACUCAUAUCAUCGCUAUAAGGAAGAUGUAAAGAUCAUGAAGGAAAUGGGAAUGGAUGGUUACAGGUUCUCUAUCUCAUGGUCUAGAAUCCUACCAAACGGGAGCCUAAGCGGAGGGAUAAACAAACAAGGGGUGAACUAUUACAACAACUUGAUUAAUGAACUCAUAUCUAAUGGAUUAAAACCCUUUGUGACACUGUUCCAUUGGGACUCUCCACAAGCUCUGGAAGAUAAGUAUGGAGGUUUCCGGAGUGAAAACAUUGUGUCGGACUUCCAAGAUUACGCAGUAGUGUGUUUUAAAGAGUUUGGUGACAGAGUAAAACAUUGGAUUACACUUAAUGAACCAUUGGGUUUUUCUAGUUCCGGCUACACCAUUGGAAAUGGUGGAUUACAUCAUUGCUCUGCUCAUGAGGCCCAACAUUGUUUCAUCGAUGACUCAAACAGAGGACCCUACAUUGUGGCUCAUCAUCAGCUCUUGGCUCAUGCUGCUGCAGUCACCACCUACAAACUGAAAUAUCAGGCACGUCAAAAAGGAAAAAUUGGCAUAACUCUGAAUACUGGCUGGUUUGUUCCAGACACCAGCUCAAAGUUAGAUUAUGUAUCAGCUCAAAGAGCUAUGGAUUUCAUGUUAGGAUGGUUCAUGGACCCCUUAGUGUUUGGAGACUAUCCUCGUAGCAUGAGAGCUUAUGUUGGAGAUCGUCUACCAAAGUUUACCAAGAAGCAAUCAGAGAUUGUUAAGGGAUCAUUUGAUUUCAUUGGAUUGAAUUACUACACUUCUUCUUAUGCUCGAAAUAUUCCUUCAUCAAACAUAGUUAAAGCAAGUUUCAAAACAGAUUCGCACGUGGAAUUAACAGCUGUGAGGAAUGGCAUUCCAAUAGGACCACAGGCUGCUUCUCCUUGGUUAUACGUUUAUCCUCGCGGAAUAGGCGAUCUAUUGAUCUAUACGAAGAAGAAGUACAAGAAUCCCAUAAUUUAUAUCACGGAGAAUGGAGUUGAUGAAGUGAACAAUGGAACAUUACCACUUGAAGCAGCACUGAAAGAUGACAUGAGAAUAAACUACUUCGAGCAACACUUGUUCUAUCUUCGAAGAGCGAUCCAGAAAGGGGUUGAUGUCAGAGGAUACUUUGCAUGGUCUUUGUUGGAUAACUUUGAAUGGGAAAGUGGCUACACUGUUAGAUUUGGGAUAAACUAUGUGGAUUACAAAGAUGGCUUGAAGAGAUAUCCCAAGAGUUCUUCUUUGUGGUUUGGUAAGUUCCUUAAAAAUUAAGUCAAAACUGUCCUGAUUUCUGGUUUCUGGUUAUGGUUUGAUAACUAUUAAAUAAGAGGAUGGAUGCCCAUUGAAUUGCAGUUAUGGACCAACAUGUUUUAUGAUUUCUAUGUGUAGGUUGAGAAUCAUGAAUUUAUUUUGAUUUUAUAAGUAAUGUGAUGAAGUAAUUUUA